This is a messenger RNA of Zerene cesonia (dogface butterfly), 12748 nucleotides long. Its product is annotated as basement membrane-specific heparan sulfate proteoglycan core protein-like. The transcript is spliced from 74 exons. The record is from RefSeq and is a predicted model, not a curated record. Gene Ontology annotation, biological process: homophilic cell-cell adhesion; dendrite self-avoidance; axon guidance. Gene Ontology annotation, cellular component: axon; plasma membrane. The coding region runs from base 119 to 11755 and encodes 3878 amino acids. Lineage: Eukaryota; Metazoa; Arthropoda; Insecta; Lepidoptera; Pieridae. Gene Ontology annotation, molecular function: cell-cell adhesion mediator activity; calcium ion binding.
GGUGGCGCGUCGUACGUCGCACCAUUCGCGGUCUGACGCUAGCGAGGCACGGUCGGUGCCUACGCGGUUGCCGCCUCCGGACCAAGUUUUACACAAUACCAGUUCAUCAACCACAAGGAUGAGGGUCCGUCCGCUCUCGGCGGCCCUGCUACUCGUCCUCAUCUCCCUACUAUCCGAGGUUUCAAAGGCGGAGGAUAUAUACUGGGAAGGCGAGGAUGACGCUUCAAACGAAUUUUUGGAAGUAGACGACACCGAUAAAGGUCUCGGCAUCGGAGGACAUUUACAGCGGCUCAAACGAGAUCUUAUGUCAUUUUUCUCAUCAACACCAGUUCCUGAAUAUGACGAAAAUGUCACUGAGGAUGACGAAGACAUCGGUGACAAAAGCUUCGACAGCGGAAAUGAGGUCGAUGGUGGAUCAGGAUUCCCCGAUCGACUAGAACCGGAGUUGAAAGAAAAGACGCUUCGUGUCACAUUCGUGGUUAUGGAGCCAUACCAAAUGAAUUACUCGAAUCGUGACUCGUUGGCCUUCCAAAACUUCUCCAAGUCUCUCGCUGAAGCUGUCAACGCAGUGUUCAGGGACCUCCCUGGAACUCAUAGAGCGAACCUUGUAAGAAUACAAUCCCGCGCGACCGACGAGUUCUCUUGUAAGGUUACUUUGGAGAUAGUCACAAUCGGAUACGAAGAUACUGACAAAGUUGUUGAAAUACUUCGCGAACACAUCAGAAAGAAGAGGAAGCUCGGCGACGUCACUGUUACUGAUGAAGAUUUUAGUGCCACCGUUAUUGAUCCAGCAUACAACACGCCCCUUGACACCUGCGCUGCUGAUGAAUCAAGAUGUAACGACGGUCGCUGUAUUCCAUCAUCUGCGUUGUGCAACGGAAAUAGAGAUUGCUCUGAUGGCUCCGAUGAGAUUGGAUGCCGAUACGCUGAAGAAGAUCAAAAUAUAUACGAUGAUGAGGAUCCAAAAUACGAGGACAGGAAAUUACCAGCUGUUGAAAGCUCCCCUAAUGAACAGGAUCAGGACAAUGCGAACAACACAGUAACCAACGAAGUAACAGAAGCGUCUCCCUCAGACUCUGACCUUGGAGAAGGAUCAGGGGAAUGUGAGAAGAUCACAUGUGAUGGGUCGACUCUUAAUAUUUGCGUGUCGCAACGAUGCGAUGGUAUUAGAGACUGUCCGAAUGGUAUCGACGAGGAUAAUUGUGAAAUUUCCCCUACACAACGUGGGGAUGCUCCAGAGCAAACGGACAAUGACGAGUAUUACAACCCGGAGGCUGCGCCACCGCAACAGCCAGAACAGCCACAAUCUUGCCCGGAGGGAGAGAUGCGAUGUGAUGAAACCCGCUGCGUGUCAAGUUCCAAGCGGUGUGAUGGUUACCACGAUUGUGAUGAUAUGAGCGAUGAAGAAGGUUGCCCUGAACAAUCCUGCGGCAACGAUGAUUUCCGUUGUGGCAAUGGAAAGUGUAUUGAAGGAGCUCGCCGUUGUGACCGCGUCGUGGACUGUCCAUCGGGCGAAGACGAGAUAGCUUGCGAAUGCAGCGCUGAUGAAUUCCGCUGCCAGGACGACGGCUCCUGCAUUGAAAGCAGGAAACGAUGCGACAAUGUCAGACACUGUGCAGAUGGAUCAGAUGAAUACAACUGUGAUGCUGAGUCUUGUCCACCAGCCAGCUUCACAUGCGACCCUGGUUCAAGUGUUCGCUGUGCCAAGCGAUGCGAUCGCAACCCCGAAUGCGACAACGGUGAAGAUGAAGAGGGUUGCUCUGACUGUCACGAGUGCGACGGACGAUGUAUCGAAGAUUAUCGCAUCUGCGAUAGAAUACCGGAUUGCUCCGACGGCUCUGAUGAGUUGGGCUGUAACGAUUGCGAUGGACCAGACGAUUUCAGAUGCACGAAUGGCGAAUGUAUAAAGAUCUCCCAACAGUGCAACAACGUCGAUGAGUGCUCGGACAUGUCCGAUGAGUUACACUGCAAUUCAACUAUAAUAGCCGAAUCUCCUGAAUGUAGCGACAACCAAUUUCGCUGUCGAAAUGGUGCGUGCAUCGACAUUCAAUUCUUCUGCGACAAACAUGUUGACUGCCUUGAUAAAUCCGAUGAAGAAAAUUGUCCAUGCGACGAGGGCUACUGGCAAUGUGUAUCUGGUCAAUGCAUCUUGGAAUCAGACCGAUGCAAUGGCCUGGUUGACUGCAGCGACGCUUCGGAUGAGAGCGACUGUCCUACUACGUAUAGGCCUUUCGUCACCUACCCUCCACAACCUGAGACUACUCAGCGACCAUAUUACACGACUACUUCGACACCGUUCAUACCCCAGUACCAACCGAACAACCGUGUAGAAUGCAAAAGAAACCAAUGGCGUUGCGAGAACGGCCCAUGUAUAGAGUCGUAUCAGCGGUGUGAUGGUCACGUUGAUUGUCCACGCGACGGCAGUGACGAGUUCGACUGUCCAGCUGGCAGCCCAGUCGCACUUGAUUUGAAGACCUAUCCCUCAGAGCAGACUGUCAGACACGCCAAUUCUGGAGGUGAUGUGGUAUUCUCAUGCCGUGAUGAAGGACCGGUCAGAGCGGCUGUAAGAUGGGUCAGAGAAGGCGGCAGGCCUUUAAAACCUGGCUCCGUGGACAGGAAAGGACGUCUUGAAAUGAACCAAGUUACCCCGGCAGACAGCGGUGUCUACAUCUGUCAAGCUCCUAGAUAUUUGGGUACCAGAGGCGCUGAAAUCAGAGUUGUCCUUAAUGUUGAAAAUGCACCGGCUACCUCUAGCCCACCUUUCGCUGCUUGUCAAUCUUACCAAGCCACAUGUGGUAAUGGUCAAUGUAUUCCUAAAACUGCAGUAUGCGAUGGAAGACUCGAUUGCUCAGAUGGAUCCGACGAAGACGCUUGUAAUCAAAACGGAAUGUGUGAGCCUAACCAAUAUCAGUGCGCAAAUCACAAAUGUGUGCUUAAAACAUGGCUUUGUGACUCUGAAGACGAUUGUGGUGAUGGUUCCGAUGAACAGAACUGUGGCCCCGUUGAUCCUUACCAGCAAUGUAGUAGAGUGGAGUUCGCAUGCGCUACCCAAAACCAAUGCAUACCUAGGAGCUUCCACUGCGAUGGACAGAGUGACUGCUUCGACAAAUCAGAUGAGCUCGGCUGUGCUCCCGUCCACGUCACUCGUCCUCCAGCUCCAGCCAAUGUCAGACUAAACCCUGGUGAUACACUCACCCUAGUGUGUGAAGCCGUGGGCGUUCCUACACCGCUUAUUUCUUGGAGAUUGAACUGGGGACAUGUUCCCGAAAAGUGCACAUCGACAAGUGAAAAUGGUAUCGGAACCCUUACUUGCCCAGAUAUGCAGACCGAGAACAGUGGUGCGUACUCAUGUGAAGCCAUCAACAACAGAGGUACUGUGUUCGCCGCACCCGACUCAAUUGUUUAUGUGAACAGAUCAGAAGCCUUGUGUCCAGUAGGAUAUUUCAACAGCGAGGCUCGCUCACAAAAUGAAUGCAUUCGUUGCUUCUGCUUCGGUGAAUCGACAACUUGUAAGAGUGCUGAUCUCUUCACAUACAAUAUGCCCACUCCUCUUGGAGAAGGUGGUACUAGACUUGUUGGUGUCAAACAAACAUACAAUGGAGACGUACAAAUCGACAAACAGCAACCUAUUUUCGACCAAUUUUAUUAUCAGCCACUCAGAAAUGGAGCCACCGUCACACAAGUGUCCAAUUUCAACGAUGUCUGGUCAAGAAAUACCGGUACUCACCCGUAUUUAACGCUCCCAGAGACUUAUAAUGGAAACCAAUUGACGUCAUAUGGUGGUCACAUUAAAUACAGAUUAUUGCCACACAACCCACAGCCUUAUGGUGCCGAUGACAAAGUUCCCGAUAUCAUAAUCAUGGGUAAAUAUCAAAACCUGGUGCAUCAAAACCGUGGCGACCGCUUUUAUGUAAAUGCACGUUUAACUCCCGACAAUUGGUUGAAACCCAGUCCUCGAGGCUUGGUGCCAGCUACCAGAGAAGACAUAAUGAUGGCCUUGGACGAUAUCGAUACGAUUCUUCUUCGUGCUGAUCUCAACAACGCUGGUGUUAACAUCACCGAAUUUACUAUGGAAUCAGCUCAACAUAUCAACGUCGGUCUGGGAGCAGCUAGCCUAGUCGAAGAAUGUACUUGUCCACCGGGAUACGAAGGCCUGUCUUGCCAGAAAUGCGCGUCUGGAUACACCCGUGAAAGCUCUGGACCAUGGCUCGGAUCGUGUGUACCUAAGCGUUCCUGCCCACCGGGUACAUAUGGUGACCCCAACAGCGGAGGAGACUGCCGACCUUGCCCUUGUCCACUUACUAACAGGGAGAACCAAUUUGCAAGAACCUGCUCGCUUGGACCCAGUGGAGUUGUGUACUGCGAUUGUAAUCCAGGUUACGAAGGAAACGAUUGCAGUCGUUGUGCUCCCAAUUAUUAUGGCAACCCAUUGAUACCAGGAGACUCUUGCAAGCCUAAACCAUCGGAUAACUGCAAUGCUUUAGGUACAGCGCAAGUGCGAUUACCAGACGAGUGUGUAUGCAAGGAUAACGUCCAAGGAAGAUUCUGCGAUCAGUGCAAGUCUGGCACUUUCUUCCUUUCCAACGAUUUCAGAUACGGGUGUGCUUCAUGUUUCUGUUCAGGAGUAUCCCAACAGUGUAUGAGCAGCAAUUUACGUAGGAAAACGACCACAGUACGUUUCAAUGUGCCGCAAAUAGUUGGUCAAGUGAAAUUAUACAAGAGUGCGCCUUUCGGCUCAGGAGGCUCAGUACGGUAUAAUGCGCCCAUCGAAACUGAUGUACAGCCAGAAUUGUAUGGAGGGGAAAUCACACUUACCAGCUUCGAUAGAGCACAGCCGUCAAUAUACUACUGGAGUCUUCCAAUAAGUUUUGCUGGUGACAAAGUAACCUCGUAUGGUGGAUUCUUGAAUUAUGUACUUCAUCACGUACCAGCUCCUGGCGGACAAGGUUCAAGGAACAACGCUGCUGACGUGCAACUUAUCAGCGAUAACAGUUUGACGUUCAACUACUUUGGAAACUUCGUACCGGAUAGUGAAGGUUACUUGAAUGCUAGUGUACAAUUCUUGGAGAGAGGUUGGCAGAGGCCGGAUGGUAAAGAGGUGUCGCGUGAACACUUCCUUCUUGCUUUAGCUGAUGUGAAAACAAUAUUGAUAAAGGCAACAUAUACAACAAACACAGAGGUCGCUUCUAUUGCUAGCGCUAGUAUUGAAACCGCAGAACCUGGUGGUACUGGGCCCUUGGCACAGCAUGUAGAAGAGUGCGUCUGCCCAGGAGGUUAUGUCGGAACAUCUUGUGAAGAUUGUGCCCCUGGAUAUAAAAGGAUAUCAAGUGGAUUGUAUUUGGAACAUUGUGGACCUUGUGAAUGCAAUGGGCACUCCAACAUGUGCCACCCAGAAACUGGUGUCUGUUAUAACUGCGCUCACAACACCGCUGGAGCGAACUGUGAAUUGUGUAAAGAAGGAUACGAAAAGGAUCUUAACAACAACUGCGUGCAACGUUCCUCUAGUACACAGACUCCUUGCAACUGCGAUCCACGAGGAGAAGAAAUACCAUGUGACUCUAACGGGUACUGCUCAUGCAAACAAAACGUUGAGGGCGAAUCUUGUGACCGUUGUCGACCUGGCACCUUUGGUCUGGAAGCAACAAACCCUCUUGGAUGCUUGAAUUGCUAUUGUUCCGGAGUUACUAGCAAUUGUCAUGAGGCCAGCCACUACACACGAAUUCCAAUCGCUGCACCUAUAUUUGGUGAGAAUUAUGGAGGAUACACUCUCACUGACUUGAAUGGAGAACAAGUUAUCAAUGAUCACUUCGUGCCGGCUCCGGAUGAAAGUGAACUAAUGUAUAUAUUCUCGUUCUUGCCUGAAGGAGAAUUAUACUGGUCCUUGCCUAUUUUCCCAGGCAACAGAGUGUUAUCAUACGGCGGUGUUCUAUCAAUGACACAAAAAUUCCAAACUGGAGGUUAUCCUGGAGAAUCUACACCUGGCACUGAUGUUGUACUUAUUGGCGAUCAAAUAUCUGUUUACUGGAUGAAUCCAACACCCAUUAAAUCUGGUGAAGCUUUAACUUACCAAGUGCCACUUCGCGAAACCGACUGGUUUAUCCUUAAUUCAGCGACACCUGCAAGCCGCCACGACUUUAUGGCGGUAUUGAAGAACCUCCGACGAGUUUUAGUGCGAGCCACCCUUUCGGAUAGGAUUACCUCGACGGCCAUCGCUGACGUGUCUAUGGACACAGCUGCGGAAAGCUAUGACACUACAUCACCAGUCGCUAAAGGCGUCGAGAUGUGCAUGUGUCCAGAAGGCUACAGUGGUACAAGUUGCGAAAGUUGCAAUACAGGUUACUACAAAGACCAGAACGGUUACUGCAAACAAUGCAACUGUAACGGCCACGACUGUCAAUUGAACGCCUAUGAUGAAGUCAUCUGCAACUGCAGACCUCCUUUCACUGGACCAGACUGUUCUACUGUUGAAGGUGAUUCAAGCCUCGACCUGACCACACGCCCGCCUCUUCCACAAAGUACCGUAGUUGUUAGAAUUACGAGCCCAACAAUUAAGAUCCAAGAAUUGGGAAGUACAGUGAACUUUACCUGCCAAGCUAGAAGUCGCAUGGUUCAGAGACCUUUACAAAUAUCAUGGUCCAAGGCUGAUGGAUAUUUGCCCCAGGACAGAACUCAAAUUGACCAAACAAAUGGAUUGCUUCUGAUAACCAAUCUUCAAAUCUCCGACAGUGGUAAAUACAUUUGUCAGACAAGUGAUGGAAUAUCAACUGCUCAAGCCAUCGCUACUCUUAAAGUUCCUGGCAACGACAUGACUCUCCCGACGGUAGCAAUAAGCCCAUCAAUUAAGGAGUACUAUGAGGGAGACAGAAUUGAACUCACUUGCAGCACAACUGGUAACCCCGCUCCAAGGAUUACCUGGCAGAGAGGAAGUAAUAGGCCAUUGCCUAGAUCAACUGAAGUUUAUGACGCACUUCUAAUAAUUGAAAGUGCUCGGCUUGAAGAUUCUGGUGAAUACAGAUGUAUUGCAUCAAACGCUGCUGGCUCUACAGACAGGACGGCGGUAAUUACCGUACGUUCAAGACCUUCCUGGCCUCCUGCUCAAGACAAACUGACAGUCUCAUCGGCAUCGCCUACCAUCGAUGAAGGACAAAGCACCAGAAUUGUGUGCACCGGAACAAGUAACGUGCCUGCUGGAGCUAUCGACUGGGUUAGACAAGAUGGUACGGCAUUCCUGCCGAACGUACGUUCCGACAAUGGUGUUUUAUACGUUGAUUACGCUCGUCUUGAGAACGAAGGAGUUUACAUCUGUCAAACAACAUCUCCAGACGUUAAUCCUAAAUUAAUUGUCCUUACCGUUAUACCGCAAUCUACACCAGCGCCAUCGGAAGUGUCAAACAUCACCGUUUCUGUUGACCACCUUAAAAUACCAACAGGCGGCAGUGGAACAAUUGAUUGCACACCCCAAGGAUAUCCUUUACCUCUUAUCAAAUGGACUAAGUACCAAGACGUUUUCAGUCCUGGAACAAGCCAACGCGACACUACUCUUAUCAUAAGCAACGCCCAGGACAGUGAUCAGGGUUACUAUAUGUGCGAGGGAACAGUCAACGGAAUACCUGUUGUGAGCAGUUAUGUUUACGUCGAAAUAGAAAAACGUGAACCACCACGAGUAGAAAUCUACCCACCCGGAGAAAACUCGGUUACUUUGGGAAGUCAACAUGAAAUUCACUGCCGUGUAAUGGGCGGAAUUCCUGCACCCAUUAUCACCUGGGACAAGAGCAAAGGACGAGAAUUUUCACGAUACGUCCAAGUGAAAAAGAACAACAUACUCAGCUUCCAAAAUAUAGAAGUGAAUGAUGAAGGCACGUACACAUGUACAGCUACCAAUGAAGCGGGUACCGCAAGCGCUAGCGCUAUCGUUAAAGUUAGGUCGCCUCCUGAAAUAACCUUAACACCAAGCAAUUACGUACCAACGAUAAAGGGAGAGAAAGUAGACAUUGAAUGCAGAGCUGACGGCUAUCCGGAACCCCUUGUGUCUAUCAAAUCAAAGAGUGAUUACCGGGAACUAGUACCACCGUCCCCAAGAAUUGCAGUCUUCUCCUUACCGUCCGUCAGCGAGCGGGAUGAGGGCGACUACAUUUGUACCGCCAGCUCAGUGGCCGGUAUUGUAUCGGAAGAAUUUGCUAUCCGAGUAGACCGAGGAGAUGGUGGAUUUGGUGAUGUCGAGGGCAGUGGAGAGAACGAAUUCAAUCCAGAAUAUACUCCAGAUAUUUAUGACAAUAGCAGACCUGCUAACAUGUUAGCCGUUGAAGGCCAAAGGAGUGUAUUUGGGUGUAAUGCAUCAAGCGAAUUCCAAGCCAUUUGGGGAAGAGCUGACAGGCGCCCUCUUCAGUACAAUGCAAGACAAGUUGGCUCUGAAUUGAUUAUUUACAAUACCUCAAAGGCCGAUUCGGGUAGAUACGAAUGUACCUUGAUCAACCGUCGCACAAAUGAAGUCCACCAAUCUGUGUACACUAGUCUUCAAGUAAUGGCAGCUCCGAGAAUAACUCUGAGACCACCGACACAAACCGUCCAUCCCGGACAAUCGCCCACAGUUGAAUGUAUAGUUGAAGGAGACGACAUUUUAAGCAUAACCUGGAGACCAAUAAACACCGUACCAUCCAGCCGCGUCGAAAUACGGGACUCCAUGUUAAUAUUCCGCCAAAUAGAAGUGGAGGAUGCUGGAGAGUAUGAAUGUUUCGCCAUGAACAGAGUCACGAAUGCAACUGCCAUUGCUGAAGUGAAAGUUAACGAAGAAACGGAUCGUGCGCCUUCGGAGUCGCAUGAUAAUGAACAAUUCGCGCAUGUCGGGGCCGCCGUACAUCUUAGCUGCAACGUCACUCAACCUGGACUACGAAUUAGAUGGAACAAGGACGGCAGAAGCCUACCAAGAUCGGUAUCCCAGAAGAACGAUGGCUCACUUUUUAUUAGACUUGCUCAAAAAUCAGACAGCGGUCGUUAUGUUUGUAUCAUCUGGGAUACGUAUGGACGACAAACUAGCAAUUACAUCAACCUCCACAUUGAGGGAAACCGAGAUGAAGCACCCGCAUUAGUUGGAAUAGACCAGCCCCGAAGAGCUUUCAGAGUUGGAGAAAAGGUCGAAGUGCUCUGCAGAGCUAGAUCUCCUGAUAUCAGAGUGUCUUGGGGAAGAUUCGGAACCAACCAAUAUGUGCAAACAAGGAUUUAUGGAGAUGGUGCUCUGUUAGUAAUACCUAAUGUAGAGCAGUCUGAUGCUGGUUUGUAUAGAUGCAAUGGACUUAAUCGUUAUGGACAAACAUCUAGUGAAGAUUUUACACUUGAGGUUAUACCAGUAUCUGAUACACAAUCAUACCCCAUAAACGAUGGCGAGACAAUGUACACAGCUCGAUUGGGCGAUACUAUUGACCUACCUUGCACUACCAAUCUGGAAGAACCUGUUUCUGUUGAAUGGAGGCGUGAAUUUUCACCAUUACCACCGAACGUGAGACCAUAUGAGCGUAAUCUACAUUUGGAUAGGGUGACGGAAGCUGACGCCGGAACAUACGUCUGCCGUGUUAGGAACAAUAUUGCUCGAAUUGAGACCAAAGCAACUCUUCGUGUGGUAGGCAUCGUGCCAAAAUUCAAUGGCGACAGCUGGCUGACUUUGCCGACUCUAAAAGACGCUUACAUGCAGUUCGAAAUAGAAAUUUCUUUCAAGCCCGCAGAUCCAAAUGGAAUCAUCCUAUACAAUAGCCAAAAAGAAGAUGGGUCAGGCCACUAUCUUCUCUUGGAAUUAGUUGAUGGCGUACCACAAUUUACACUUAAGUUUGAUGCUGCUGAUGCUCUUGUCACCAGAGGAGACAGGCCUCUACAACUCAACGCAUGGCAUACAGUAAGACUACGGCGCAGUGGUUCUAAAGUUACAAUGGACGUCGACAAUACUGGACCUUUCUCCACUGAAUCUUCAGUACAAUACCAAAUACUGGACCUGUAUGCACCACUGUACAUCGGAAAUGCUCCUCAGCAAAGACCUGUGGAAUUGGAAUUAGCGCCUGGAUUUGUGGGAUGUGUGAGCAUGUUAAUACUUGGCAAGGAAGAGAAGAACAUAAUGGCAGACAGUCUUAACAAACACAAUGUUUACGAUUGCGACUCAUGCACACCUAAUCUAUGUCUAAACAACGGCGUUUGUCAGGAAGCCAGAAACGAACGUGGUUACGUUUGCCUAUGCGCGAAUGGCUAUGCUGGACAAAACUGCGAUCGAACUGGUGAAGCUUGCCGCCCUGGUCUUUGCGGACCCGGAAAGUGCAGCGACACUGCUGAUGGAUACAAAUGCGCUUGCCCAGUUACUUUUACCGGCAAAAAUUGCGACGUCAGGCAAUAUAUCGAAUACCCUGCUUUCACGGGCAGUGCAUUCCUAGCUAUUAAGCCACCACAGACCUCGCGUUACUUACGCAUGUCUAUGAAGAUAAAGCCAAAGCCACCAGUCACUGACGGUAUCAUUAUGUACUGUGCUCAGUCGGCAAGAGGAUACGGUGGAUUUACGUCACUGGCCGUGAAAGAUGCGCGAUUGGAAUUCAGAUACGACCUUGGCGACGGAAGUGAAUCAGUGGUGCUGACCAGCAAUAAGACACUGCAACCAAACACAUGGACAUCGGUGCAGGUUGCUAGAAGCGGCCAAUUGGUUUCUCUGAACGUGGACAUGAUCUACAGCCACAAUGCUAAACUUGCAUCGCCAAAGGACUUGAACCUAGAAACACCUCUGUUCGUCGGUGGAGUAGAUGACUCCAUUAUUCUCAACAACAACACUGGAGUUUCUGGUGGUUUUAGCGGAUGCAUCAAGGAUGUGAAACUUCAAGGAGACGAUUUGAACCUUAUCAACUCAUCCAUACAAUCAGCGAAUGUACAAGAAUGUGUAAACUACGACCGCGGUGACAUACCCGAGAUUGAAAGCAUCUGCUCCCAAUGUCGCAACGGAGGAUACUGCUUGAGCGCAGACUCAACCGCGUGUACUUGCCCAUCCGGUUACACUGGCUUGUACUGUGAGAGCCGUGUUCCUCUUUCAAAUCAACGCCGACCCUUGGGAGACCCCUGCUCAGCUUUACCCUGUAAAAAUGGGGGUUCAUGCAAAACCGAUCGAUCAACACGAAUGAAUUAUACGUGCGACUGUCCGCUAGGAUAUGCGGGAUUGAACUGCCAGAUGACGUUAGAGCUUUUGAACAGUGUUGGCUUUAACGGUAAUGGCUACAUAGAGAUACCCGCCAACUUCUUAAGAUACGACCAGUUGGAAAUCGAGCCGGCUGUGAUCGCAUUAGGAUUCCACACAACGAAUGACGGUGUGCUGUUUUACCAAAGAGAGGCACAAGUUGCCCGUGGUGGAGACUUCAUACUUAUUAAAGUCGAAAGAGGCAUCGUGGUUAUGGAAUGGGAUCUCGGCAGCGGUCUGAAUAGCGUAGCCAUUGAAGAGGUCCACGUCACAGAUGGUGAAAUCCAUAACCUGAUCGCCAAGCUGUUCUAUGAUAACCAUGUGGAGUUGCAAGUGGAUAAUAUAUCGAAGAACGAGAUGACCAACGGCAUCUCCAACGUCAUGAACGCUGACUCCAAUAUUUAUAUCGGAGGAAUACCUGACAGGUGGAACUCUGAGUUCAACUAUUACCCAGGUCUUAUUGGGUGUAUUGAGCAAGUUGAAUUCACUGGUUUAAUGCGAGGUCUUAACCUUGGCAAAGAAGCUGUAGCUGGAAGAAAUACACAGCGAUGCAAAGAAUAAAACGGACCCGUUUAGUUAUAUUAGCUGAGGAAUGUAUUUAUGGGACGCUAUUUAAUAUCUCUCUAUAAAAUUUCGAGUUCCAAGCAUUAUAAAUGUCAAUUGAUAAAGAAUAUAGUGUAUAAGUAGUCAUAAUAUCAUUGAUUAAUUUUCAAUAUCGUUAUCGUUACUUUCAGAAUCAAUGACAAUUGAUGGAUUUGAAAUUUGUUAUGAUUUAGAGAUUUUAUUGAACGAUCAUCUAGUAUUAAGCUAUCACCGCUCUGGAUAACAUUGCUUUCGUAUUCUUAGGUAAUGUAAAAGGAAUGUAUAUUAUCAAAUUCUACUAAACAUCCCUAAUCCUCGGGAUCCUCUAUAAGAGUCUUUGGUGCCAUAAGAUAAAUAAUUGUUGUAGUUAGGAAACUAUUUUUACUGUAUUUCAUAAAUAUUUUACUCCGGCAGUCAUUUUAUAUUUUUUUAUACGAUUUGUGACUUAUGAUAUUUUUAAUUCCGUGUAUUAGUCUCGUUUUCUGAAAGUAUCGACUUUAAUUGGGUGAUGUGCCAAAAGUAUAAGAUUAGUUAUUUUAUUUUUGUCAACCACUGCCAUUUGAUUUGUUUUUAUUUUAACUAGUAAUAUAUCGAUGUCAUUUUAAUUCGUAAAGGAAGAAACAUUCAUGUCUUCAGUCUUUACGCAGCAUUUAAAGUCCAAAUUGCUUAACGAAGUUAAAAUACACGACUAACAAAUGUUCCUUAAGAACAAUACUUUACCAGAAAAGAUUAAAUUCCUUUACAUGCAUUUCUAGUUUUUUAAUUAGAUACAUAUUGUGUAAUGCUUUGACUAAGUUUUAAUAUUUGUUUCUCGAAAAACUCUUAUUGCACGAUUGAAGUAUAAUUUAUAUACGUGAAUGCCUACUAUUUUAUAUUUUAUUGAAACUGCCUUUAUUUUAUAUGUUUUCUUCUAUAUUCUGUAAGUGAAUACAUACGACUAACAAUUAAAAAUAAAAAUAAUGUGAAUAUGUA